ACAUCCGUAGCUGCGGACAGUUUUUCGGAAAAGGAACUGUAGCGAGUUGCUCGCGCGCCCAAGGGCCAAAACCCUAGUAGGUCAGAACACCGACGUGGACCCUACCCUUUAUAUUGCCAUUGAAGCUUCCUCACCUGCUUCUGCUUGCGAACCCAAACACCAUGACGAAGCCCAGCUCCGACAAGGCCGCCUCCGGUUCCUUAACCGUGGACCAGAAGGCCUUUCUCCACGAGGCCGUGGCUCAAUUCUUGGACCGCAAAGGGUUCUCCAAGACGCUCAAGAAGUUUCGAUCCGAAGCUAAAGUCGAGAAAGAUUGUUUGAAGGGCUCGACUUUGGAUUUGGAAGAGAUGUACUAUAAGUAUUUGGAGACGUGGAAUCAUCCGAAUAAUAAAGUCAAGAACCAGAAUGAGCAAUAUACGAAGAACAAUGACAUGGGUAAAAGAGAUGGAGAAGGUGACUCCACUGUGGCCUUGGAAACAGGGAGUAAGAAAAAUAAGAAAAGGAGCGAGAGUGAUAAAUGUAAUGUUGUCAGUCAAUUUGGAGCCACAGCUGAACUUAUUGAUUCUAAAAACUCCAAGGAGCAAAUAACAAAUGGUGCAACUUCAGAAUCAAAUGUAAAAGACUCUGAAUUGCUUAUGGAGGAACAUGAAAAGAAAAAGAAGCAGAAAAAGAAAAAGAAAACAACUGAAGAAAAAUCUAAAGAAAUGGUAGCUUCAGAAGGCCAAAUUGUUGGUGGUUCUGACAUGGGGAAGAGGUCAAAGGAUAAGAAGAAAAAGAAAGAUAAGCCUAGUUAUGAUAUACCUGAUGAUGUUAAGCAAUGCAACUUGGAUGAUAAGCUAGGGGCUGUUUCUGCAAGGUUUAAGGAUGUGGACUGUUCAAGAGAUCCUCAAAUCAAGAAUCAUGGCUCCACAUUGAAAGAGAGUGCGACACCAGAUGCAGAUGCAGCUAACAACAACAAGAAAAGUUCCAAAAAAAGAAAACGAUUGGCCUCCGAGGAAAAUGAUUUCCAGCUUGUUGACAAAGAAACAUCUGAAGAACUGAAAUGUACGAAGGCAGAAGGUUUGGAAGAAUCCAAGAGAAGUGAGCAGCAAGCAAAGGCAAAUGGAAACCUUGAGGAAAGUGGAGAGAAACCUGCCUUUCAGAAAAGCAAGAAGCAACGUAAUGGUUCAGUGGAGCCAAAGACAGUUAAUGCAUUUCAGCGGGUAAAAGCUGAUGAGGUGGUAUUCACUGAUGAGAGGCUUAAAGAUAAUUCAUACUGGGCGAAGGAUGGUGCAGAAAGUGGCUAUGGUGCAAAAGCACAAGAAAUUCUUGGGCAAGUUAGGGGACGGGAUUUUCGGCAUGAAAAGACCAAGAAGAAGCGUGGGACUUACAGAGGAGGGCUGAUUGAUUUGCAAUCACACUCGGUUAAGUUCAAUUAUUCGGAUGAUGAAUGACCAGAAAAUUUCUCUGCGAGACAAGUCCUUGUUUUUGGCCCUCAUUUAUUUUGAGCACAUAAAUGGGAGCACUAUUUUUUUCUAAGAACUAUAGUAAUUUUAUGUCGCUGUGUUCUCCUGCCUUACUGUUCCAUAUUCAAACAAAUGUUGAGUUAAUUCAGGACGUGUAUAUCUUUAUUUAAACAAUUUUGGAACUUUGAAUCAUCCGCCCACUUUAGUGCUUUUUAUCUUUUCAUCUUUUCUGCACAUAAGCUUUGAACCCCCACAAUUAUAGAGCUUUUAUUUUUAUUUCUUGGUAAACAGUUGCCUACAACUAUCACCUGUCAUUGCUCAGUGGAUUUUGGAGUAAAUUUUCUUGGCAUUUUUUGUGGGAAGAAAGGAGAUAAGGUUGGGAAUCUAGAUUCUAUGCUGAUUAAGCAAAGGUCAUCAGAUGCUGAUUGUGGUUGCGAAUAAUUGCAAUCUGCCAUAGGGUUGGCACAGUGUAUGUUUAUAUGCCCAAUCGGCAUAUUUUUUUAUUGAACAUUAUUUGAAGGUGGAAUUGUGUAUAGAUUUUGCCUUUUCCUGAAGAUCGGAUAACAGCACGACCGAAGUGAUUAUGGUGUCUUUUCAUCUUACUCUGGCCCCACUAAGAUAUUGGGGUCAAGGUUGAUUACGUUAUGAGGACCCCAGAUUGAAUUUGUUGACUACAAGACCAAUUCUUCCUGUCUCGUUCAUGAUUUUCAAUCUAAAAGAUAAUAGGCCAGACUCGGUCUUUUCCAGUAGGCAUGUUGUUGUGCUUAAAUCACGCUCAAGGGAUCAAAAUUUCCAAAGCCACUUGAGUUGGUAGGUGACAAAUUUCUCUAAGAAAACCGAUAAUGUGAUUGGCAUAUUCCGAAAUCUGGAACAUCAAGGGGCAAUGAAACUGCCAUACGAACCCCAAGCAUUAGGAGUACAACUGCAAUAAUUAUGAUAUGGGUCGUGCUAGCUAUUGUGCUGCUCAUUUGUCACUGCUGAGCAAUACCGCUAGUUCAUUUAGUUUUUUUGUAAGGCUCCGUUUGGAUAAUAAAAGCGUUUUAUCUCAUCUCAUUUUAUUAUUAUAAUUUUUCAAAUUUAGGCUCUUUUAGGGGAAAAAACGCCUCAAGUUAAGAGAGAAAUACACCAAUGUUAUCUUGCAAUAUUUAUUGUCAAUGGUGUAAAUUUUUUAAAUAGCAUUAAAUAUUGCAGAACUUAUCGUGUCUAAUCUUCUUUCACUUGAAGCGUUCAAAUUUGAAUAAUGGUGCGAGAAAAUCUUGAUCUUGUUGGAUUUGUUAUUUAGUUUAUCAUCGAGACGAUUCAUGCACCCAUCUUUCUUUUUGUCGGGGAGGUGACGAUGAGAGCACCUUAAGAAAAGGACUGAUAGACUUUCUUGCCACAGGGUGUGAAAACCUGAGCCGCACUCGCCGAAAGCAAAAGAAAUAAAGAUGAAAAGAGGGUGAAAAGAAAGGUUAACCCACCACCGAAAGAUGGAUGAAUUAUGACGUGAUAAUCAUGUACCUGUAGGACUAUAUUACCAGCAAAGAAAUCAGAUGGAACUUCAACAAGCCACAGGAUUGAUGGCUCUAUCUUCUUGAGCCCUCAUUUCCUUCUUCAGAUUUGUAAGUUUUUCCUAUAUUGUACCACGACUCAGAUAUCACCAAAAAUGGCGUCUUUAGAUCUUUCAAAUCCAGUUUCGGGAAGAUUAAUCAACGCGUGGCAGUGCCAUAUUUCAGGCCGUGACAAACAAGAAAUCAAUGAUCUUGACUUGUGCAAGUGCCAUCUCUCCAGUAACAAUCUUGAGAUUUCAUGCCAACCUCCCAAAGGUAGAAGAGAAACAUCUUUUGCAUUAGACACCAUAUCUGUCACUAGAGGUUACGAGAUGGGGGCUGACAUACUGGAGGACAAGAGAUGGGAUGUUGCCUUCCGACAUUACCAGCACUAAGAAUGCCUGCCACUGAGAACGUCUGGUUCCUGCAGUGUCUCUGCCAAGUGAAAUGGGGGUCAUGUAACUUUCAUGUUGUUGAUAUUAUUCAAUUCAGAUCACAUGAGCCACUUAAUGUAGUAUUUAAGGAAUUAAGAGUACUUUUGGAAUUAGUUAUUUUAUGUUUCCAUGUGUGGAAAGAUUUCUCAAAAUUAUGAUAAUUACCACUGGAGCUAGUUAAAGUUGA
This is a messenger RNA of Carya illinoinensis, 3595 nucleotides long. RefSeq names its product suppressor protein SRP40. The record is from RefSeq and is a predicted model, not a curated record. Gene Ontology annotation, molecular function: protein binding. The transcript has 8 exons. The coding region runs from base 162 to 1433 and encodes 423 amino acids. NCBI's taxonomy places the organism in Eukaryota, Viridiplantae, Streptophyta, Magnoliopsida, Fagales, Juglandaceae.